Messenger RNA from Spodoptera frugiperda (fall armyworm), 2106 nucleotides. Its product is annotated as putative nuclease HARBI1. The record is from RefSeq and is a predicted model, not a curated record. Bases 449 to 1585 code for a protein of 378 amino acids. NCBI's taxonomy places the organism in Eukaryota, Metazoa, Arthropoda, Insecta, Lepidoptera, Noctuidae. The transcript is spliced from 6 exons.
ACAUGUACCGUUAAGCGAUUUCCGAACGAAUACAAUUCUUUCAUUCGAGUUUUCUGUUUUUGACAUUGACAGUUGAAAAAUUGUUUGGCCGCAAACGUCACAACAAUACGCGAAACGCGAAAAGUAAACAGUUUAUUAGUGUUUUUAAAUAUUUAAUUGUGUAAAUAGGUUAAGAAACAAGGUAAUUAUAAGGUUUAGUGAGCUUCGUAAGACCCACGCCCAUCGCUUGAGUUUUUACUGUGAUGGAAACAGAACGAGCGCUCUCUCCUUACAAUACAGUUAUUUGUUAGCUUCGAGUUUAACUUAAUAAGUAAUAAUUUACUUACAAUGGUUUAAAUUGUGCUCAAACUGAAACAAAACAUCUUAGAAAGCAGUAAUUGUAACUUAAUUGCCGCAACGCGGAGGUUAUGAAGUCGAUCUAAAUUCGAUGGAAUUAGUUUAAAACAAUAUGGCACUCUCCUAUUUCUUUAUAAGAUCAUCUCUCCUAGAAGAGGAGGAUGACGAUUGUGAACGGGCCCGCAAACGUCGCAAGUUAAGGGAAAAGUUUAACCCAGCUAAAAUAUCUGAAAAGGAGUUUUUAUACAAAUAUAGAGUAACCCGGGAACUGUAUGAAGUGUUAUGCGAUGAAUUAACACCAUUAUUGAAGCCAAAGAAAAGCUGCACAGGUCUGGACCCUAAGUUAAAGAUCCUAGCAGCAUUAAACUACUACGCCUGGGGCCAUUUACGUGGAGUUAACAAUAGACGCUGCAGGAUGUUGCUCUCUAAGCAGUCCAGGACUCGCUGUACAGGAGAAGUGACACGGGCUCUGAAUGAUCCCAGCAUUAUAGAGAAAUUCAUACAAUUCCCAGAGACUCAGGAGGACAGAGAAAUGAAUAAACAGAAAUAUUACGAGAAGUUCGGGUUCCCGAAUGUGUUGGGCUGUGUAGACAGUACCCACGUGCUUGUCCUGAAGCCUCCCACAGAGGACCACGUCUUGUACCUGAACAACAACAGCCAUACGGUGUUUUCGCAAAUUGUUUGCGACGCUGAUUGCAACAUCCUAAGUGUCGACUCGUCUCACGGUGGAGCGUCCAGUAAACAGAUUAUAUGGAGCUCGCACCCCCUUGCUCAUCACAUGCAGAAUCUUGAUGAUACUGCUUACAUUCUAGGAGACGCAAGCUAUGCCCAACAAGACUACCUAAUGACACCGAUAAAAGAUCCCCCAAAAUUGACACCAGAAUUCAGAUACAACGUCAUCCACAAAGCAGCACACUCCACAGCCACGCAAACGAUACGGGAACUGAAAUCUAGAUGGCGGUGUCUCCUGGCUAACAAACCCCGAUACUUUUUUGACAUGAUGGGGAAAAUCUUUACAGCGUGUUGCGUUUUACAUAAUAUUUGUAACAUGGCGGGGUUGAAAGCUCCUGAGUUAACUUUAAAGGACGUUCGAGCUGAGAGAAGGAAAUACAAAUAUGCAACUCAUUGUGAUUAUGAGGACAGCUACACAGGUGUAGAAGCUAGGAAUCAGUUGGUCGAGUACUUUGAGACGGUGCGGUUUGUGCAGAAUAAUAAUAGAACAAAGUCUCGCAGUCGGAGGACGUAUUAAUUGUGUUUUACGGUUGAAGUUGCUCGAGUUGGUUUGCUAAAAGUUACGCGAGGUAGCCAUAAAACAUUGUUUUAUAUGUCCCACGAGUAAUCUAUUUAAAACUUUGUUUAGGUUUAUGAUUAUGUUUUUAUAAGGGUGCUUUUCCACCAGAAAUGUGCUAUGUAGCUAUGCUACGAAGAUGCGCGCCUCAAAGUUGCUGUGCGAGGACGAUGCGCAGCUCGAGUACGCGAUGUAUCGAAGCACAAAUCCAUAGUACUUAUCUUUCCAUAUAAAAAACAUAGCUUAGCUAAGUCCGUUUCCACCAGUGCUAAGCUAUGUGUACCAAUGAAUAUGAUAGGUGAAAGCCAAACGCAUCCACAGCAACGUAGCAUAGCACAUCUCUGGUGGAAAAGCACCAUAGGCUUGGUUAUGUACAAUAAGAUUAGUUUGUGCAAUAAGGAGUUUGAUGUAUUACAUAUAUGUAUAAUGGAUAAUAUGUACUUUAUGUAAGUGUAAUAAAUGCGAAAAUAUAGUAUUACGGA